Messenger RNA from Penaeus chinensis, 144 nucleotides. RefSeq names its product 101 kDa malaria antigen-like. The record is from RefSeq and is a predicted model, not a curated record. The transcript is spliced from 3 exons. Lineage: Eukaryota; Metazoa; Arthropoda; Malacostraca; Decapoda; Penaeidae. The annotation marks the transcript as partial.
AAAGAGAGAAAAGAGAGGAAAGAGAAGGAGAGGAAGAGAAAAGAGAAAGAACGAGAAAGAAAGAUGAGGGAAAAAGAGGAGAAAGGGAAGGAAUAGAAAGAUAAGAGAGAGAAAGAGAGGAGAAAGAUGAGCGAGGAAAGAUGA